Molecule: messenger RNA, 1161 nt
Organism: Cryphonectria parasitica EP155
Lineage: Eukaryota; Fungi; Ascomycota; Sordariomycetes; Diaporthales; Cryphonectriaceae
Exons: 2
Source: RefSeq, a predicted model, not a curated record
CUCCCACGCGCCCUACACCGUUAUCCCAGUGCCACAAUUCAUUACCGUUGGCCACAGUCGUCCUCCUCCUCAGCAGCAGAAGAAGAAGCAGCACUGAACUCAAGAUUCUCCACACCAACUCUCUCCUCAGAUCCUUCUUCCGCUACUGAACGCCUCCACUGGCCCACACCCAUCCACGAUAUCCUUGCCGCAUACGACCACCUCGUCCGCGUCCUCCUCGCUCCGCCACCGGCCAACGACAGCAGCAGCAGCAGCAGCAACAACAACAACAACGCCCGCCACCUGCGACACCGCGACGUGUACGUCUACGGCAGCUAUCUAGGCGCAGGUCUCGGCGCCGCCCUGGCCCUGACCGAAUCACACACCCUUGAGCCCGUGGCGGUGCGCGGCCUAGUGGCCGUCAACGGCGUCUACAACUGGACCACUUUCCUGCCGGCCCACCCGCUCAACGACCACCGGGCAUUAGUGGCAGACGAGCUGGGCUGCGGGUCCGAGGGGCUGGGCAGUCACAACGACGAGGAUGACGACGUCUGUAACGUGGGGCUCAUGAAGGGGCUCAUGCCCUUCCUCUUCAGACGCCCCGUGGACCUCUUCGACCCGUUCGCCAGCCCGGUCCUGUUCUUCCACACACCCGGCAUGAUGGUGCCACCUGGGUUCUCGGAGCGGUGGAAGGACCCUCCCCCGCCGACGCCCUUCAACCUCGAGUCCGACGCAGAAAGCGACUACGCAGGCUACGACGCCCUUCUUCACAGCGAUAACAGCCACCUCAUCGAACAAGCAACGGCGCCCGCCCCCAGGAAGGGCUACCUCACCUUUCCCCCGCGCGCAAGCACCCUCAAGAUCCCAGACACGCUGCUCCUGCACACCACCUCCCCGCCCCUGCCCCCGCUCCCCAGCACCGUCGCCGCCGCCCUGUGGAAGAGGCUCAGGGACACCGAGAACAGCUUCGCGUCGCAGGCAGCCGGGCUCGCGGGGCUGAUGCGGCGGAGCGUGGAGAAGGUUGAGUUGCGGGGGAGGAGGCGGUGGGAUGAGGAGGGUGCUGACUGGGAAGGGGAGGCUGGGAGGCGGGUCGGCACGGGGGCGAUUGGGCGGGGCGGAGGGCCGGACGAUAUGGGGCGGAGGGCCGAGGAGAUGGCUAUGCAGUGGCUAGAGGAGCGGUUG